AUGGGCUGCGGGGCCUCGGCCUCCGGCACCGCGGCGGUUGAGACCGCGGUUUCCGCGGUCGCCAAAGAGGACGAGUCGGUAUCGGCCGAGGAGGAACCCACAACAUGGGCCUCGAAACCGACCCCUCAGGAUGUGUCAACCACUGCAGUCCAGGCAGAAGAACAGCCGUGGAAAGGGGGUGCUACAGGAUCAGCCGUGGAGCCUGGGCUGGUUCUGAGCGACCCAGACGAGGACUAUGGUGUCGAGGUGAUCUGCGAGGUGCGUGAAAGGGAUCCUGCGCGAAGUGAGGAAGUGAACCAAUAG
This is a messenger RNA of Cladocopium goreaui, 303 nucleotides long. The record is from the annotation of a GenBank genome assembly. Lineage: Eukaryota; Dinophyceae; Suessiales; Symbiodiniaceae.